AUUAUUCAGUGGUUAGGAACCUUGCAGGAGUUGCUAUGACCUAGUUUUCUUCAGGAAUUUUAUUUAAAAUUUCAUUCUAAGCCUAAAAGAUUGACCCAUUUGUCCCUAAAAAUGAUCGAAGCGUCUUUAAUCCUUAGUCUUAUAUUGAUUAAAUCAACGGAGUAAGUUCUCAGCCAAUACCGUGGACACCUUUUUGCAGCAACAGAACUCUAUUUUAAAUUCGGGGUUUACUUUUAUUUGUAAGGUCCCAUUCUUUCCUAGGUGGUUAUUAUGGUAGCGCUGCAAACAUUACUCUACGUUAUACAUUCAGAAUCAAAAACAGAAUCAAGCAGCCUUAUGUGCUAAUAAAACCGUUUGACACAUUUAGAAACGUAAUGUCCAGCCUUCGAAAACACAUUGAAGAAUAAAUUGUUAGUCAGCAGCAUAGUCUGAAGCCUUUCAGUUUGUGGUUGUAUUUUUCAGUUAAUCUUUAAUCUUUAAUUGAAUCACGUGAACAGUUAAUUGAGUUUUAUUUUGGCCUCAAAAUAUAGAUACAAAAUAUAGGUGGCUCAUUUCAUUUGAAUUGCCUUGCAAUUAUAUAAGAUUCCACAGAUCACAGAGAUUGAACACGUGUCAAGACUUCAGUGGCCGUAUCAAAUUGCGAAAAUGGUUUGUUGUUCAAAACUUCAUUCCCUGUUCAUAUAGUUCAGUUGCGCAUUGUGGCGGUUAAUAGCAUCGUACGAUUCCCAUGAAUAAGAGGGUACUAAUCCUCUUCACUAAUAGGAGUUUGCUUCUCAUUAAUUGUACUUUUUCUGAGACUGGGAUAUAAUACUGAUGAGGGUGUUGGGUCCUGGGACAGUGUAAGCUUUAUGUCCGCAAGUUCUACAGGUGCCGCAAAAUUGUCGGUGCCAAUCUCACAAUCUGUAACAUCGCUCGCCCCGCUUAGUGACAGCUGAACAAAAAUGUGACCUUUCGCACGAACCAAUUUUAUCUUUAAAGUUAAAAAUCGCGAGGCUGUUUUGUCUUGCUGGUAGAAUCAUGUACAGUAUACCUUAUAUGGGUAUCACGUGACUCUCUCACCUCAAUCAGCACUGAUAAUCAACGUAACCACGUCUUGUGACUUUAGAAGGUAUGCGAAUUUCUAUCGGAACUUUGAUUGGGAUAUGUGCGCUGGUCCAGGUGUCCGAAGGAGCUGUAAUCGAUGUGCCAACUAGAGGUGAACGUGAUACAGUUGAUGGCCCCUGGGAUAAUAUCCGGCUGCCAGAAAACAUAGCAGCCAAAGCGUACACAAUGACUCUCAACAUUAAUUGGGGGACCAUGAAUUAUACUGGUGUACAGGAGGUGACAAUGGAAGUAACGGGUGAUGACACCAAGUAUUUCCUGAUUCACACCAGUGGUCUGGUAAUCGACAAGACAGCUACCACACUCCACAAGGUUGUGGGGGAUGUUGUCACUGACCUCGACAUCAAACGCACAUUCAUGGACACUGAGAAGAAGGCAGAACUGAGACAUGAUUUCUAUGUUGUCGAGAGUACUGACGCUGUAACUGCUGGCACUUACAAAAUGAUAAUAUCCUUUGCUGGACAGGUGCAAACAGAGAAACUGACUGGAAUAUACAGAAGCAAAUACAUUCGUAAAUACCAAGACGACACUGAAGUACCAAUAUACCAGAUCUCGACUGAUUUCGAACCUGUGGAUGCUCGUACUGCGUUCCCCUGCUUUGACGAGCCCGCUCAGAAAGCUAACUGGACUACUAGUAUAAAAGUUACAUUUCCGCCUGGUAUUGAUAUCAACGAGUACAACAUCCUUAGUAACAUGCCGCUGAAAGAAGCACCAACUAAAGAGAAUCAAAUAAUAUCAGCAAAGUUCAAGGAGAGCGUUCCGAUGAGUACAUAUCUGGUUUGUUUUGCUGUCUCAGAUUUCAUAUUCAAGGAGGCAGUGCACACUCGCGCUGAUGGGUCUACUGUACUUAUGCGAGUUCACGCCAGAAGAGAACCAGAGUUCCAGGCCUCUGCUUCAUAUGCUCUACAAGUUACACCUGCAAUCAUCAAAGAAUACGAGAAGUUUUACAAAGUCAAUUAUCCUCUCGAAAAAUUAGACCAGAUCGCUCUGCCGGAAUUCAACUCAGGAGCGAUGGAGAACUGGGGUUUAAUAACUUACAGAGAGAGCUCCCUACUCUACAACCCUGUAACCAGCUCUACCGCGGAGAAACAGCGGGUCUGCUCCGUCAUCGCUCACGAGGUCGCUCAUCAGUGGUUUGGUAACCUAGUGACGAUGGCCUGGUGGAACGACCUGUGGUUGAACGAAGGGUUCGCUUCAUUCGUUGAGUACUAUGGUAUUGACGCGGCUGAACCUACGUGGAAUAUUUUGGACUUUUUCUACCCGGAUGAAGUGACGACAGCAAUGAAUUUCGACAGUUCCCCUAGCUCCCAUCCCAUCUCAGUUCAAGUCUCUUCUCCAGAAGAACUCAGCGGUCUUUUCGACACCAUCUCCUACAGAAAGGGCUCGUCAAUCAACUGGAUGAUGCAGAAGUUUAUGGGCGAUGAAAACUUCGCAACAGGCUUAGAAAACUAUAUAGCCACAAACAAAUAUGGGAACGCGUACAUGGUGGAUCUUUUUGAUGCUCUCAACCCGGCUUAUGGUGGAGUGAACGUUACGAAGGUUAUGUUAACGUGGACCCUCCAGAUGGGUUUCCCUUAUGUAACUGCAGCCCUGGAUACCACUACUACUCCAGGAUCUACCAUCAUCACCCUCGAACAGAAUAGGUUUUUAGUAGGAGAUGCAAAGGAGGAUGACACUUCUGAGUUUGGUUACAAGUGGCACAUUCCAUUCUCCUACGUAUACAAAGUCAAAGAUGGAGCUGUUGAGACAGGCGUAACCCACUGGCUCAUGGCUGAUGAUGAAAGCUCUAAAACAAUAACUGUUGAGAAAGAACUAGAAUGGAUCAAAGGAAACGCUGACGGUAACUUUUACUAUCUGUCAAACUAUGAGGAGGCUACAUGGACAGCUCUUGCUUCUGCUCUUCAAAAUGGGGAGCUUACUUCAGCCACUGACAAAACGUCUCUUGUUUACGACGUUUUCCGGCUAGCUGAGACGGCUAAAGUGGCUUACAGUAAAGCUUUAGAUAUGACGAAGUACGCUAAAGCUGAAUCAGAGUAUGUCGUUUUAUCCCGUAUUCUGAGCGAGGUUCUUACUGCUGGUGAUGGAGUAAGAAGCGACGAAACUGCUUACACCGAAUUAUGGAAAUAUGUAGCUGCAAUGUUAAAGCCGCGAGUUGAGGACAUGACAUGGGACCCUAAAAUUGACAACGAACCAAUAACCUCUCCAAAAAUGAGAGACAUGGCGCUCAGAAACUAUUGCAGGGCUGUUAAAGAUAAAUCUGACGCUUAUGUAGUAGAAGCCCUGAAUAAGUUUACGGAGUUUGCGAAGGAUCCGGCUGGAAAGAAAUCCGGAAUAAAAGACGUGUUCACAACCGUCAUGCGAACUGCUAUAAUAUACGACGACACUGAGAACACUAAUUGGCACAAGAUGUGGAAACUUCUACAGGACUCUGAUUGGGAAGCAGAUCAGAGGAUUUACAUCGCCGCUUUAGCGCGAUCAUCUAACACAACUGUUUUAAGACAGAUGAUCGAAGAUUCCUUCUCCGAAGACGCUAAAGCAGGAACUUGGCGAUAUCUGUACUAUGUUAGUUACCAUGGAGAUAACUACGACCUUGCCUGGGAACUGCUACAGUCCAGAUGGGACGAAUAUGCUGUGCAGUACAACACCACCUCAUUUACUAUGGGGUACCUUGUUCAGAUACCUGAGGUCUUUGAUACGCAGGAAAUGUACGAUGAGGUGAAAAAGUUCUUCGACGGGAAAGAAAGUAACAUCGGCACUGGAAAGAAGACAGUCGAGGAAACUCUUGCUAAGAUCAAAUCUAACAUCAAAUGGAAAAAGGAACAUUUUGAAAGCGUCAAGACAUGGUUUACGGACUUGGGAAGCAAAUAAUUUUUAGUGUACCAAUGUCUUAGGUAUCACUUUAAUCACAACUAGGAAAGUUAUUGGGAUUUUUGCAAAUCCCUGAACUAAAUGACAUUUCAGACAAUUAAAUGUUGAAACUACAGCUGCUGUUUGUGGUUUUUAGGCUGGAUUUACUUUUAGAGUUUGGCAGAUUGAAUAUAAUUUAUUAAUUUUUAGGUGUUUAUUGAUAACAAAUAUAUUAUAAAUUUUUAUGAUUAAACCUUUACCCAGGUAUUUUCAAUAUUUUUCGUUCUCCAACAUCAAAUAUAUAAUGUUAAUCUGUGUAGAUUCUGGAUUUGGAAAUAUUGUUAAUCUUUUACUGUCGCGUAUUGUCACUGUCAGUAUCACAUAAAAUCAAAUUUUACAUUUUAACAG
Messenger RNA from Bolinopsis microptera, 4356 nucleotides. Its product is annotated as glutamyl aminopeptidase-like. The transcript has 23 exons. The coding region runs from base 1111 to 3969 and encodes 952 amino acids. The record is from RefSeq and is a predicted model, not a curated record. Gene Ontology annotation, cellular component: cytoplasm. Gene Ontology annotation, molecular function: peptide binding; metalloaminopeptidase activity; zinc ion binding. Gene Ontology annotation, biological process: peptide catabolic process; proteolysis. Lineage: Eukaryota; Metazoa; Ctenophora; Tentaculata; Lobata; Bolinopsidae.